CCGCGAGGGCGUGGCCAGCGGGGCGUCCGGCCGCUCAGUCUCGCGCUUCCCCUCCGUGCGCGCCGCGUCCCGUCCGCCCGCCCGUCGUCCGGGACCCCCGUCCCUGUCCUCCGCCGGCCUGACCUCGGUCCCCGGCCCUCGCCACGGCCAUGUCGGAGCGGGCGCCGCCCGGGCGCGAGGAGAUCCUGGAGUGCCAGGUGAUGUGGGAGCCGGGCAGCAAGCGCGACACGCAGAUGGACCGCUUCCGCGCGGCCGUGGGCGCCGCCUGCGGCCUGGCGCUGGAGAAUUAUAACGACCUGUACCACUGGUCGGUCGAGUCCUACUCAGACUUCUGGGCCGAGUUCUGGAGAUUCAGCGGGCUGGUCUUCUCGCGCAUGUACGAUGAGGUGGUGGAUACUUCCAAAGGGAUUGCGGACGUCCCCGAGUGGUUCAAAGGCAGCCGGCUGAAUUACGCGGAGAACCUGCUGCGGCACAAAGAGAACGACAAAGUGGCCCUGUAUGUCACAAGGGAAGGCAAAGAGGAGAUUGUGAAGGUGACCUUCGGGGAGCUGCGGCAGCAGGUGGCUUUGUUCGCCGCCGCCAUGCGAAAGAUGGGUGUGCGGAAGGGAGACCGCGUGGUCGGUUAUCUGCCUAACAGCGCGCACGCCGUGGAGGCCAUGCUGGCCACGGCGAGCAUCGGGGCCAUCUGGAGCUCCACGUCCCCGGACUUCGGUGUGAACGGCGUCCUGGACCGCUUCUCGCAGAUUCAGCCGAAGCUCAUCUUCUCCGUGGAGGCCGUCAUCUACAACGGCAAGGAGCACAGCCACAUGGAGAAGCUGCAGCAGGUGGUGAAAGGACUCCCAGACCUGCGGAAGGUGGUGGUGAUCCCGUACGUCACCUCCAGGGAGAAGAUAGACAUUGCCAAGAUCCCCAACAGCGUGUUCCUGGACGACUUCCUGGCCGGCGGCCCUGGCGAGCACGCCCCGCAGCUGGAGUUCGAGCAGCUGCCUUUCAGCCACCCGCUCUUCAUCAUGUUCUCCUCGGGCACCACGGGGGCGCCCAAGUGCAUGGUGCACUCCGCGGGGGGCACCCUCCUCCAGCACCUGAAGGAGCACAUGCUGCACGGGAACAUGACCUGCGGCGACGUCCUGCUCUACUACACCACGGCCGGCUGGAUGAUGUGGAACUGGAUGGUGUCCGCGCUGGCCACCGGCGCGUCCCUGGUCCUGUACGACGGCUCCCCGCUGGUGCCCACGCCCAACGUGCUGUGGGACCUGGUGGACAGGAUCGGCAUCACCGUGCUGGGGACCGGUGCCAAGUGGCUGUCCGUGCUCGAAGAGAAGGGCCUGAAGCCAGCGGAGACACACAGCCUGCAGACGCUGCACACCAUCCUGUCCACCGGCUCCCCGCUGAAAGCCCAGAGCUACGAGUACGUGUACAGGUGUGUCAAGAGCAACGUGCUGCUGGGCUCCAUCUCAGGGGGCACCGACAUCAUCUCCUGCUUCAUGGGCCAGAACACAUCAGUGCCCGUGUACAAGGGCGAGAUCCAGGCCCGGAACCUGGCCAUGGCUGUGGAGGCGUGGAACGAGGAAGGCCGGGCGGUGUGGGGCGAGAGCGGAGAGCUGGUGUGCACGCGGCCGGUGCCCUGCCAGCCCACGCACUUCUGGAACGACGAGAACGGGACCAAGUACCGCAAGGCCUACUUCUCCAAGUUCCCCGGUGUCUGGGCGCACGGUGACUACUGCAGGAUCAACCCCAAGACGGGUGGCAUCGUCAUGCUGGGCCGCAGCGACGGCACACUCAACCCUAACGGCGUGCGCUUCGGCAGCUCAGAGAUCUACAACAUCGUGGAGGCCUUCGAGGAGGUGGGGGACAGCCUGUGCGUGCCGCAGUACAACAGCGACGGCGAGGAGCGGGUCGUGCUCUUCCUGAAGAUGGCUUCCGGCCACGCCUUCCGGCCCGACCUGGUCCAGCGGAUCCGCAGCGCCAUCCGCUUGGGGCUGUCUGCGCGCCACGUGCCCAGCCUCAUCCUGGAGACGCGGGGCAUCCCGCCACUCCUCGGCCCCGGCGGCGCUUCGGAGGAGCUCGGCCGCCUGCCCCGGGCGAGGGCGUGCUGGGCUUCCACGUGGCCCGGUCCUGAGCGCCGGCCUCACUGCCCCGCAAGGACGGGGCCCGGCGUGGCACUGACUGGCGUGCAGUGCCAGCCUCCCAGGAGCGACGUGACCUCAGCCCGGGAGCCCCAGUGCCGCUCCGCUCCGAGAAGCCGUGCCUGGCUCCUCGCUCCACUCCUCCGCCAGCUGCUGGCUCUCCUGCCCCGCGCGGUCCUUGCCCGGCGGGGCUCGGCUGGCACUGGGGACACCGCGGCCGCGGCCCCCUGGCUGAUCCUCAGGGUCGUGGACGGAGCCCAGUCCCUGGUGAGGCAGGGGUCGCGCUCCUGCCCGAAGCACUCCUGUCCACAGCCGCCAGGACCCGCCCGGCCUCAGCGUCUCUCAGGAUCCCUCCCUGCGCAGGCUCCGACCGUUGGCUCAGAUGUUUCAGUGUUGAUUUCGGGUACAGGCGUGGCUCCAAGCACCCCAGGACCUCCCGCGUCACUCGCAGGGCCCCGUGGGUCCCCAGGGGUCCCCAGCACUUUGCAGGGUCCGGCGGUCUGCCCUCAGCCCUCACGUUCACGUCUCUUGGAAAUCCCAGUGUUUUUAUAUUUUUAAAAACUGAGCACAGUGAGAUACCUUUUGAAUUGUUCUUUUGGAUUAUACUUAUACGGGAAAAGUGCUAUGACGAGUUUUAUGCAAUAAACACGUAUGUGCGUGUGCACA
Chinchilla lanigera (long-tailed chinchilla) is the source of this 2792-nucleotide messenger RNA. It is a transcript of the gene Aacs, whose product is annotated as acetoacetyl-CoA synthetase. Gene Ontology annotation, cellular component: cytosol. Lineage: Eukaryota; Metazoa; Chordata; Mammalia; Rodentia; Chinchillidae. Gene Ontology annotation, biological process: lipid metabolic process; positive regulation of insulin secretion. Gene Ontology annotation, molecular function: acetoacetate-CoA ligase activity. The record is from RefSeq and is a predicted model, not a curated record.